Messenger RNA from Parathielavia appendiculata, 1170 nucleotides. RefSeq names its product tyrosine tRNA ligase. Bases 1 to 1170 code for a protein of 389 amino acids. The record is from RefSeq and is a predicted model, not a curated record. Gene Ontology annotation, cellular component: cytoplasm. Gene Ontology annotation, molecular function: tyrosine-tRNA ligase activity; ATP binding. NCBI's taxonomy places the organism in Eukaryota, Fungi, Ascomycota, Sordariomycetes, Sordariales, Chaetomiaceae. The transcript is spliced from 3 exons. Gene Ontology annotation, biological process: tyrosyl-tRNA aminoacylation.
AUGGCGACUGCGGAUUCAGACAAGAGGUUCGCUCUCAUCAAGGAGAACCUGGCCGAGGUGCUCAACGAAGAGAUCAUUAAGAAAAUCCUCGAUGAGGGGAAACACCCCAAGAUUUACUGGGGUACCGCGACAACAGGCCGCCCGCACUGUGGCUACUUCGUCCCCGCCAUCAAGAUCGCCCAGUUCCUCGCCGCCGGCUGCGAUGUGACCAUCCUCCUCGCCGAUAUCCACGGCUUCCUUGACAACCUCAAGGCGCCCCUCGAGUUGGUCGCGCAACGCGCCGAGUUUUACCGCCACAUCAUCACAACCAUGCUCCAGGCCGUCGGCGUGUCGACAGAGAAGCUGCGCGUCGUGCUAGGAAGCUCGUAUCAGAAGAGCCCCGAGUACGUCAUGGACGUGUACAAGAUGGCUUCCAUCAUCUCAGAGCACGACGCCAAGAAGGCCGGCGCCGAGGUGGUCAAACAGACGGACAAUGCGCCGUUGAGCGGCCUGCUGUACCCCAUCCUGCAGGUGCUGGACGAGCAGUACUUGGAUUGCGACGCGCAGUUUGGGGGGAUGGACCAGCGGAAACUGUUUACGGCGGCUAAAGAGUGGCUGCCGAAGCUCGGCUACCGGGAGCGCGCCCACUUGCUCAACCCCAUGGUUCCCGGCCUGCACGGCGGCAAGAUGAGCUCGAGCGACCCCGACAGCAAGAUUGACCUGCUUGAUCCUCCCGAGACGGUGGCUAAAAAAAUCAAAAAGGCGCACGCCGCGCCUCAAGUUGUUGAGGAGAACGGGUUGCUUGCCUUUAUCGAGUUCGUCCUGUUGCCUGCUGCGCGCCUGCGCGGCAGCGCGGAGUUCCGCGUCGACCGUGAGCGGGACGGGUUAGAGCCGCUGGUUUACACAGACAUUGAAAAGAUUCGCGAGGAUUACAAGACCGAUGUGCUAACACCGCAACUCAUCAAACCCGCCGUCACACGAGAGUUGAACGCCCUUCUAGCUCCCAUUCAACAAGCCUUCCAAGCUUCCAAGGAAUGGCGAGAGAUUGCCGACAAGGCUUACCCGCCACCACCAAAGAAGGAGAAAAAGGUGAAGAACAAGGGUACACGUUAUCCUGGCGGCGUAAGGGAGCAACCCGAUACCAAGGAGACGGAAUUACCAGUCCAGCUAAAUGGGGAGGCUCUUAACUGA